AUGGAGAGCAUUACGCAGCUGUUCGGGGAGCUGUGCGAGGCGCACCUGGCCGUCCUGCCCUGGAAGGUGCACCUGGGCCGGCGGAGGGUUUGCAAGCGGAGGGCUAAGCAAAACCUGAAGAGAGUCGCCUACAACGCCCUCUUCAUGAACCUCUUCCAAGAUGAGGCUCGCAGGCUGCACUCCAAUGUUGCCCGGCUCCCGGUGAAAAACAAGAUUUUGAUGCUGUCCUUCAACUUGAGAGUGGGCGGUCUAGGUGCCCAAGCAGAUAGGCUGGAAAGCCUCGUGGAAGAGCUGGAGGCUGCUGAUUCCUUGCCGUUCACUGAAAUCAAUUCCAUCUUGGAUCUCCUCGUGCAGCUUGCCGGAACAGGCCCUCCUCAGCUUGUACCGCAAAAGAAGGACUAUUUUCUAAACAACAAAUACGUUGGGAGAAAUGUCAAGUACCAGGGUUAUGAUUAUUACGACGUGAGUGUGUUCGAAGCUGACAUUCAAUCUCUCAUCACAAACGAAGAGUGUCAGUUCAGCGACACUAUCCAGAAGACGCUGCAGAUCAUGGAGGCUGCGCCUGGAACGGGCCUCCCUGCCAUGGGGCUCUUCUCGCAGAGCUGUCCCGCUGGCGACAGGUUUGAGAAGGAAACGCGGGUCUCGCUCUUCGGAGCCCUGGUCCACAGCAGAACCUACGAUAUGGACAUCAAGCUGGACCUGCCGCCCGUGCCCGACAGCGCAGAUUUGUCUGGACUUGCAAUUAAAGUUCCUCAAAGCAUAGACCAGUCAGAAGACGAGGGAUUCCAGUCAGCGUCCAACCUGACUCCAGAUUCUCAGUCGGAGCCCAGCGUGACGCCAGACAUAGACCUGUGGGACGCGGUGCUUACGUACGGACCCAGCAAGCGGAGGUGCUGGGAGAGGAUUGGAUACCCACCUGGUAAAAAAGAGGAACCAUACCUUACUGAAGCUGGGAGAGAAGCUUUUGACAAGUUUUACAGACUCCGAGAAGGGGAAUUGCAGCUAUUUAGUAAUACUGUGCUUCAGUUUCCACAGCUUGUGCUAAUGAAAGAGCCUGAACUGGUUAAGGAUGUGUUAAAUGUCCUCAUUGGUGUGGUAUCUGCCACAUUUUCACUCAAUCAGGCUGCGCAAACAUUCGUGAUAAAGGAGGGGGUUUAUGUAUCUGGAACCUCACCAGAGGCGAUGCACAAUCUGCUCUCAGAAGUGGCAGAGUAUGGGACCUACUACACACGACUGAGUCGUUUCUCUCUUCAGCCAGUCUUAGAUUCUUCAUAUAACAAAGGGCUUGUAUUUCAGGCAUUCACAAGUGGGUUGAGAAAGUAUCUUCAGUAUUACCGAGCCUGUGUUUUGUCAACACCUCCUACUCUAAGUCUUCUAACAAUCACCUUUCUCUUCAGAAAAUUGGGUCGUCAGUUGAGGUACUUGGCUGAACUUUGUGGCAUAGGAACGACGACACUGGCCAUCAGUGGCGGAGCUGGUACUUCAUUUCCUACGGGUGUGAAAUUGCUUUCGUAUCUGUACAAAGAGGCUCUCAACAACUGUAGCAAUGAGCAUUACCCAGUUCUUCUGUCUUUGUUAAAAACCAGCUGUGAACCAUACACAAGAUUUAUCUAUGAUUGGGUGUACAGUGGUGUAUUCAGGGAUGUUUAUGGCGAAUUCAUGAUCCAGGUGAAUGAGGAUUAUCUUUGUUUCAGAGAUAAACAUUACUGGACUCAUGGCUACGUUUUGAUUUCAAAAGAAGUAGAAGAUUGUGUCCCUGUAUUUCUUAAACAUAUUGCUAAUGAUGUGUACAUAUGUGGGAAAACCAUAAACUUACUGAAACUGUGUUGUCCUAGGCAUUACAUAUGUUGGUCAGACAUUCCCGUUCCCCGGAUUUCGGUUAUUUUUUCCCUGGAGGAGCUGAAAGAAAUAGAGAGAGAUUGUGCGGUGUACGUAGGUCGAAUGGAAAGAAUUGCCCGAUACAGUUCAAUAAGCAAAGAGGAAAAGGAUUUACGAAUGGAAAUAGCCAAACAAGAAUUAAUUGUUCAUGCUCGAGAAACUGCUAGUAAAGUACUAAAAGCCAUUAAUGAUCGACAAAUAUCAGAGCGAAUGGCUUUGGAUGCAAAGAAACGGGAGCAGUUUCAGAAGUUGAAAGAGCAGUUUGCAAAAGACCAAGAGCGCCGCCUUGCAAUUAAACAAGAGGAGAUUGAUGAUGAUUUCAGCUAUGCCCGAGAACUCAGAGAAAGGGAAAAAAGACUGAAAGCUUUGGAAGAGGAACUGGAAAAAAAGGCAAGGCAAGAAUUAAUUGACCAUUAUAGCAAACUUUCUGAUGACGCGGCCCGUAGGGAGCAGAGAGCUUUAUGGAAAAUCCAGCGACACAAGUUGGAAACAGCCCGUCUCAAGUUUCUGUUAGAAGAUCAAAAGCGAAUCGAGGAAAUGCUUGAAAAACUUCCAGAUGGAAACUACAGGAGAAAAUUAGAUAUUAUUCCAUACGAACAGUGUCCACUGGCUUUAGAUACAAACAUGGCUGUGAAAGAUCCACGUUCACAGGUGCCAUCUGUGAAAUUUCUGCCUUCUAGUGAGAGGCUUGGCAGAAAAGAACCAGAGUCUGGCCUAGAGUGUGUUGCUUCCUCUGACCAAGCAUUGGCCGUGGCACAGCCAACAACACAGGAGGCUGAUCAGCAUCUUCAGCCUGAAGCAGCAGGGUCUGGAUGCCAUUUCCAGGAUCCAGAGCAGGCAGGCAGUUCUGCGUUGUUGCAAGGUGCUAGUUCCUUGCCCGAAGCUGAUGUCAAUAUAGAAGAUUUUUUAUCAAAGCCACAAGAACAGCAACCUGCUGCCAUUAGUGUAGAAGGAUCUCUGCUGGAUGAAGCGUUUCAGAACAUUAACUCUGAUCUUUCUGAGACUUCUCAAGGAAGUAGAAAUCAGCCUCUCCUGAGAGGACCACUUGAAGCAGAGGGUGACGCACCAUCAUGUCAGCAACACGAGUAUGAUUUCAGUACUGUCCUCAGACCCACUGUGGUCUGGCAGGGACACGUUAGGGUUGGAGAAAACGUGUUUGAGGCAGACUAUAAAAGGCCUCGAUGGAACAUUCAUGGCCAUGCAUCCAACUCCAGCAUCAGACUGGGAGAAUACGUGCCCCACGAGCCUGGGAAAUGCCCACACUCCCACGGGAAAAGCAGCAGCUGCACUUGUGACGAUCAGCCCCGCCGGCCCCGCUGGAACAUCCACGGGCACGUUUCCGAAGCCCACAUUAAAAUUGGGGAAUAUGCUUCAGAGGUAGAGUCCCCACGGCCCAGGUGGAAUAUUCAUGGCCACGCCUCAGAAGGCAGCAUCAAGGUCGGUGAGUACGUGUCAGACGUGGCGCCGGCGAGGCCUCGGUGGAACAUCCACGGUCAUGCGUCCGAUGCCAACAUCAAGAUUGGUGAAAACGUGUCGGAGGUCGUCUCGGCGAGGCCCCGCUGGAACAUCCACGGGCACGCAUCCCAGUCCCACAUCAGGAUCGGGGAGCUGGUUUCGGAUAUGGAGCCUCUGAAACCUCGUUGGAGCCCGUUUGGCCACGCGUCCCAGUCGAGCAUCGAAAUAGGGAAGUGGGCUCCGUCUGCAGAGAAUGACCCCAUUCCUCACCGCAAAGCCAUUUCUGGUCCCUCUUCCAGCUCCACGGUUCAGGCUCUUCUGUACAAUGAAGAAUUAGCUCCUGCUGAGGGAAGUAGAAAGGAAGUAAAAACAUCACAAGCUGAGAAAAAGACUUUUCCACAGUCCCAGUCAUCUGACAGCGUUCCAGGCUUUCCUGGCACCAGUGCCAAAGGUGACAAUAAAGAAGACAUAAUGGAAGGGAAGCAAGAAGUAAUUGCAGAUGGGGUCAACAAAGAUUCUUCCUCGGAUUCUUCACAGAGCUUGCAGACAGAAGAACCUGAAAAAUCAGUUCCCCAAGACACAGUGCCUCAAGCAGCUUUGGUUUCUGAAGCUAAUGCUGCCAAGGUUAAGAAGGAGGAAGAGGGAGAGGAUACAUGGAAAAAAGAACAAGCUUAUUUAAAAGCCUUAUCGGACCAGUACUGUAUUGAAAAAUACCAAGAUAGUUAUGAUUUGUCAGCAGAACUGCCAGUGUCCCAUCUCCUGCACCAUGUGAUCCCACGAUCAUACACUUUUCCUGUGGACCCUACGGUACAGUCUGCCACGGACGAGACGGCUGUUCAGCUGAGUGAGCUCCUCUCUCUGCCCGUGCUGAUGAAACGCUCCAUUACUGCUCCCCUUGUAUCCCAUGUGUCUCUUGUGAACAAAGCAAUAGUCGAUUACUACUUUGUGGAACUGAACGUAGAGAAGCACUUUGAGGCGCUGAGACACUUUCUGUUAAUGGAAGACGGGGAGUUUGCUCAGUCGCUCAGCGACCUGCUCUUUGAGAAGCUUGGAUCAGGACAAACACCUGGUGAGCUGCUGAAUCCCCUGGUUCUCAACUCUAUCCUGAAUAAAGCCUUGCAGUACAGUCUUCAUGGUGACACCAAGCUCGCUUCUAAUCUUUCUUUUGCGCUGAAGUACCUUCCAGAGGUGUUCAAGCCCAAUGCACCUGAUGCUCUGAGUUGCUUAGAGCUAAGAUACAAGGUUGACUGGCCUCUGAAUAUUGUCAUUACCGAGAGCUGCAUGAAUAAAUACAACAAGAUCUUCUCUUUCUUGCUCCAACUGAAGCACAUGGUGUGGACUCUCAAGGACGUUUGGUUUCACUUAAAACGCACUGCUCUAGUGAGUCGUGCAUCAAAUUCCGUUCAGUUCCGGCAGCUCCAGCUGUAUAAACAUGAAAUGCAGCAUUUUGUGAAAGUUAUUCAAGGUUACAUUGCUAAUCAGAUUCUUCACGUUACGUGGUGUGAAUUUGGAAACAAACUGUCUUCUGUGGGCAACCUGGAAGAAAUCCACAGGACACACGCUGAAUACCUGAACAAGGCAAUCUUCAGAGGCCUGUUGACGGAGAAGGCAGCUCCUGUGAUGAACAUCAUCCACAGCAUCUUCAGCCUCAUCCUGAAGUUCCGCAGCCAGCUCAUCUCGCAGGCGUGGGGCUUUGACGCCGCAAAGCAGACGGCCGUGCACCCCAACUUCGCCCUCAUGCAGCAGUCCUACAACACCUUCAAGUACUAUUCCCACUUCCUCUUCAAAGUGGUAACAAAGCUUGUAAAUAGAGGAUACCAACCCCACUUGGAGGACUUCCUGCUGCGAAUUAAUUUUAAUAACUACUACAAGGAUAACUGAGAUCUAAUCCAGCAUGAGGCUCGCUGAUGGCAUGGUAAGAG
Messenger RNA from Tinamus guttatus (white-throated tinamou), 5255 nucleotides. NCBI's taxonomy places the organism in Eukaryota, Metazoa, Chordata, Aves, Tinamiformes, Tinamidae. The record is from RefSeq and is a predicted model, not a curated record.